Molecule: messenger RNA, 684 nt
Organism: Laccaria bicolor S238N-H82
Lineage: Eukaryota; Fungi; Basidiomycota; Agaricomycetes; Agaricales; Hydnangiaceae
Exons: 4
Molecular function (GO): metallopeptidase activity
Source: RefSeq, a predicted model, not a curated record
AAUUUUCUCCUCAAGGUCUACUUCCAUGUUAUUAGCAAGGAUUCAACGGCUGCUGGAGGAAAUGUGCCUGAUUCUCAGCUCAGUGCACAGAUCAGCGUCAUGAAUACGGCAUAUGCCACUGCUGGUAUCACUUGGACCCUCGCGGGCACGACUCGCACCGUGAACGCAGAUUGGUUCAACAACGCUGGACCAUCAACGACACAACAAACGACUAUGAAGAACCAACUUAGGACCGGCGCCGCCAAGGAUCUGAACGUCUAUACUGUUGGUUUCGUCUCUGGUUCUGGAGCAGGUCUCCUCGGCUACUCCACAUUUCCCUCCAGCUACUCUGGUGCACCCAAGGAUGAUGGUGUAGUCAUGCUCUUUUCAUCUGUCCCGGGAGGAUCUUCGGCCCCUUACAACCUCGGUCAAACUCUUACCCAUGAAGCGGGUCACUGGGUCGGUCUAUACCAUACUUUCCAAGGCGGAUGCACUGGCGCAGGCGAUAGCGUCAAUGACACCCCUCCAGAGGCCUCCGCUGCUUUCGGAUGCCCCACUGGCCGUGACACUUGCGCUGGUGGAGGUGUUGACCCUAUCCACAAUUUCAUGGACUACACCGACGAUUCCUGCAUGAACCAGUUCACCGCUGGCCAGGUUACUCGUCUGAGGUCCCAGAUCGCCACCUACCGUGGAAUCCCCGCAUGA